Molecule: messenger RNA, 1757 nt
Organism: Bradysia coprophila
Lineage: Eukaryota; Metazoa; Arthropoda; Insecta; Diptera; Sciaridae
Gene: Atf-2
Product: Activating transcription factor-2
Biological process (GO): regulation of DNA-templated transcription
Molecular function (GO): DNA-binding transcription factor activity
Source: RefSeq, a predicted model, not a curated record
AAAAUAUGUUGUUUUGACAUUAAACUUUAAAGGACCGAAAAAUCUGUUUGGAAAAACUUAAUAUUCCCAAUUAACUGUAUCCUAAAAUGGGUUACUAAAAUGGAGACAAUGUUGCAAAACUAAAAAAUUUUAAGUCCAAAUGCUACGCCGAUGAAUUUAAUGAAAAACGAAGCUGAAAUCUAGUUGAUCGACUCCUGGUUAUUUCCUGCAUAACAAUUUCCUGUUCGUUUUGUAUAAGAAUGGACGAAACUCAGAAACCAUUCGCUUGUAAAGCUGAAGGAUGUACCAUGAGUUUCACGAACUUAGACCAUCUGAAUGUACACACAAAGAAACAUGCAAUGUCUUUGCAAUUGAGUCUAGGAAAUAAAGCCGCGUUUGUUGCCGAUCAAACACCGACCCCCACACGCCUGAUACGAAAUUGCGAUGAAGUCGGCCUAUUUGAGGAUUUGCAUUUGCAACACGUCAAUCCCUUCGAAGAAACAUUUCGUCAAGCUGUUGAAUCCAAACAUUGCUCAUCGAUUACACCGACGUUGGACCACGGAAUGAUUGUGGACGAUACAUUGCCACAAGACGAGACGACAUUACACACUCCGAACGUAUUGCCGUACUAUGAUCUAUCGAAUUGCACAUUUAAAGAGGAAUCUAUAACGCUAGGUGACGAGGUCAUAGCCAGCCAAGGCAAUAGUGACAAUGAAUUGGAAGAUUGUACCUUUGAAACAGACACAAGUGGAACAAUUGAUACGAAAAUUGAAUUGAUUGAAGAAAUUGACAGUGAGCCGAAUUUUUCGGGUGAUAAUGGACCGGUUGAUGAUAAGACAGACGAUAUUAUUGUAUUUCAUAUGCACAAACCGAGGCCACCAGGGCUCAUUAUAUCGAAAAAGCCGUCAAGUCUACGUUCAAAGUUUAAAAAAAUAGUUGACGAAACACUAAGCGGGGAAACAAACACUGCGCCUCCACAAUCCGUAGCUCAACCCAUAGCUCAGAAUGCGAAAACAAUAGUCGUUAAACCCCUGCCAAAAUUGACAAGAAUUCUGCCAAUGAUUCCAAUUACUACCACUUCGGAGCGAAAGGUCAAAUUUGAAACAACGCCGAAAAUUUUAAAAAUUAAUUUGAACGAGUCCAGUAAGCGAUUAUUGCUGCCCAAGUCUCGACCAGUAGAAGAAAAUACCGUGUCAGUGAAGGAUAAGCUGAAAGCGACGAUACUGAAGACGAAUCUUGAAACCGCUGAAUCGAGUGUUAAAAGGAAUGUUAGGCCAGCGGUGACCGAUAAGAAAACACUGAAAAAAGACGUUACAGAAAAAUCGGAUGACAAGUUGAAAGUUUCACGAAAUCGAGCCGCAGCCAAACGUUACAGAAAUAAGCUGAAAAUGUGGCACAAUGAAACGAAGCAAAGAAACAUUAAACUGGAGGAAGAAAAUAGGGACCUUCGAGCUGAAGUGAGGCAAUUAAAGUCAAUACUGCUGGCCCAUCAAGACUGUUCGGUGGCUAAAGCGAUGGCGUCUGGAAAGCCCAUUCCCGUCGGAUUGCCCAAAAUCAUAGUCAAGGACCACAAUUCGGAAAACAUUUCAAUCAUGAACGAUGUCACAAUGAAUCCAGUGUUUUUAAUUGUAAAUAAGCCGAUUGAAUACAAUUCAACCGUCAGUAUUAGUUGAAUGUAAGUUUCUUGUUCGAAAGUUCGAUUGGCUCUCUCAAUUUUUAUUGUAAUUUAUUUUCGCGAAUGACAAGCCUAUGAUAAUAUAAUAUGGUCGUAUCUGUUA